Messenger RNA from Mangifera indica (mango), 1190 nucleotides. RefSeq names its product plant UBX domain-containing protein 3-like. Bases 83 to 1000 code for a protein of 305 amino acids. Gene Ontology annotation, biological process: membrane fusion; autophagosome assembly; Golgi organization. Gene Ontology annotation, cellular component: cytosol; nucleus. NCBI's taxonomy places the organism in Eukaryota, Viridiplantae, Streptophyta, Magnoliopsida, Sapindales, Anacardiaceae. The transcript is spliced from 4 exons. Gene Ontology annotation, molecular function: ubiquitin binding. The record is from RefSeq and is a predicted model, not a curated record.
CCCUGAACCAAACGCACCCCAAAAGUUAAGAAUAUUUUCUAUUCGAGUUCGAUUUUCGACUUUCAAUCAGAGAGAGCGAUCCAUGGCGUCUCGUGACAAGAAACCAGCGAAGCCAUCGACUAGCCGAACCGGCAACGUACGAACCCUCUCCGAUCUAAACCGGAGGACUGGACCUGAUUCCGAUUCCGACUCCGAUGGUCCUCAAGAAUACUACACUGGCGGUGAAAAAAGUGGUAUGCUUGUUCAAGAUCCUUCAAAGGGUAAUCCUAAUGAUGUUGAUGCAAUUUUCAAUCAAGCUAGGGAACUGGGAGCCGUAGAAGGGCCUCCUGAACAUCUUCAUCCAUCGUCAAGCUCAAGGAGCUUUACUGGAACUGGUAGAUUGCUCUCAGGGGAAAGUGUACAAUCUGCACCUCAGCAGCCUGAGCCUGUCUUUCACAACAUUGUUUUUUGGACUAAUGGUUUUACUGUAAAUGAUGGCCCUUUGAGAAGGUUGGAUGAUCCUGAAAAUGCAUCUUUCUUAGAGAGCAUCAGAAAGUCUGAGUGUCCAAAAGAGCUAGAACCUGCCGAUAGAAGGUCCUCAGUUCAUGUCAAUCUGAUAAAGAAGGAUGUGAAAUGCCCGGAACAAGAGAAGCACCAUGUUCCAUUUCAGGGUGUGGGUAGAACUUUAGGUAGUACCAGUACUCCAGCAGCAUCUGAACCAACUGUUGGUUCCACUCCUCCUGACACUGCUCAAAUCCCUAGUGGGGGUCUGUUUGUGGAUGACAAGCUACCAUCAACAUCAAUUCAGAUUAGGUUGGCUGAUGGUACCCGCAUGGUAUCACAAUUCAAUCUCCACCAUACAAUCAAUGACAUUCAUGCUCACAUUGAUGUAUCUGGACCUGGGAAUGCAAGAAAUUAUCAACUCCAGAUGAUGGGAUUCCCCCCAAAAGUUCUUGCGGACCGAUCUCAGACAAUAGAGCAGGCUGGCCUUGCCAAUUCAGUGGUUCUCCAGAAAUUCUAAUUAAGCUCUAUGCUCUACUGCCACUCUCUACUGCUUAUUUAAUGGAACAUAUAUUCAAACUUAAAUGACUGUCUACUACUUGUAUACAAAGAGAAGGGUUUUAGUGACUGGUUAAUGAGGUUGAUUCUUAUGUUUGUCACAAUACAAUAUCGUUUUGUUUUUUCUCGCUAGAAUCCUUACAUCCUCAAAA